AUGGAUCCUCCAGACUUCUAUUACAUCACAUUGGAAGUUGUCAACAUCCAAAAUAUGAGAUUUCCCUUCACGGGAUUAACUAAAGGUAACAAGGUUGGUGCUCAUAAAGGACCUGUAGAAGCAAUGGUAACAAUAGAGAAUGAACUGGGGACUAAUGAUAUAGAGUAUGAAAAUGUUGGGAAAGAGCCUACAUCGAGGUUAGUUGAUGCAAUAACUAGUGAUGUAGAAAAUGAAAGACCGGUGGAUCGGUCGAAACAAAAUGCUAAAAGCAAAAUCAACUUCGGUUCUAACGCAAUUGUGUCUGGACCCGGAGUGGUAUCCACUCCAUUGGUCACAAAGAGUCCUAGGGAGUGGUAUCAUGUCACGUUGGAAGGGGUCAGCGUAAGAAAUACUAGAAUUCCAUUCAAUAUUGGAGUAGCUAAAUACAUGAAGGAUGUUGUUAAGGAGGGUAAUAUCGUGAUAGACUCGGGAACCACGAUGACUCAUUUACCGACGGAUAUGUACCAAAAACUUGAGAAUACGCUGAGAGGCGCGAUUAAAGCCAUACCAGUCGAGGAUCCAACUGGGGAAUUAAGCCUUUGUUAUAAGAACGUCAACAACUUUAGAAUUCCGACAAUCAUUUUCCAUUUCGCGGGAGGUGCUGAUGUGGCGUUGGAGACGAAUAAUACUAUUGCUCCAUACUCGGGUCUGUUGUGUCUAGCCAUAAUCCCAUCUGAUGAUCUAGCCAUAUAUGGGAACUUGUCCCAAAUGAACCACUUAAUUGGAUAUCAUCUUGAUAAAAAAUUUGUUUAUUUCAAGCCAACUAUAUGUUAA
Molecule: messenger RNA, 813 nt
Organism: Impatiens glandulifera
Lineage: Eukaryota; Viridiplantae; Streptophyta; Magnoliopsida; Ericales; Balsaminaceae
Product: aspartic proteinase CDR1-like
Exons: 3
Coding region: 1-813 (270 amino acids)
Cellular component (GO): extracellular region
Source: RefSeq, a predicted model, not a curated record